Molecule: messenger RNA, 1444 nt
Organism: Macadamia integrifolia
Lineage: Eukaryota; Viridiplantae; Streptophyta; Magnoliopsida; Proteales; Proteaceae
Product: 33 kDa ribonucleoprotein, chloroplastic
Exons: 4
Coding region: 142-1092 (316 amino acids)
Cellular component (GO): cytosol
Molecular function (GO): mRNA binding
Source: RefSeq, a predicted model, not a curated record
CUUAUCCUCUCUCUUUUCUUAUGUGUUCACACCAAUUUGAGACAUUCACUCACAGAGGACCAGAGGACUGAGGACUCGGGAUACAAAACCCAUCUUCUUCCUUGGAUUCAGCAAUUAAGCAGGCCCCUCAGCCAAUCUAUCAUGGCUAUCGCUGCCGCUGCUACCUCUACAACUUCACCUUCAGCUUAUCUUCAUGACCGAAUCACCAAUUUCUUCUCCUUAGACCAACCAGCCAUCACAAUCACAGUUGCAUCGAGCAAGAUUUCACAAAUUCUCAAAAUCAAGAACAAGAACCUCCGCUUACCUCUUCUUCCCCUCAUCUCUCAUCCUCACAAUCACCUCUGUUGCGCUUCCGCUGCCUUUGACAACGAAGUCUCUGAAGAUGAUGUAGAAGAAGUAGAAACAACGGAAAUUGAAGAAGAUGAGCAGCAGGAAGCAUCAGCUGUUGAAGAGAGGAGACUAUAUGUUGGGAACUUACCUUUCUCUAUGACUUCCUCCCAACUUGCGGAAAUCUUCGAGGAGGCUGGUCAAGUUGAUUCCGUAGAGAUUAUAUAUGAUCGAGUGACGGAUAGGAGCAGGGGAUUCGCAUUUGUGACGAUGGGCAGCUCUCAAGAAGCCAAAGAGGCCAUUAGUAUGUUUGAUGGAGCUUUGCAGCAAGUAGGAGGGAGAACUGUGAGGGUGAACUUCCCAGAAGUGCCAAGGGGAGGUGAGAGGGAAGUAAUGGGCCCGAAAAUUCGCAGUGGUUACAGGAACUUCGUUGAGACUCCUCACAAGAUAUAUUGUGGCAACCUUGAUUGGGAACUCACUUCCCAGGGCUUGAGAGAUGUGUUUGCUGAGCAGCCUGGACUACAGAGUGCCAAGGUCAUCUAUGACCGAGGAACCGGAAAAUCAAAGGGUUUUGGAUUUGUCUCCUUUGCAUCUGAUGAGGAGGCAAUGUCUGCCCUGGAUGCCAUGAAUGGAGUGGAGGUUGAAGGGCGACCCAUGCGACUCAGUCUAGCUGUAGGAAGAAAUACUCCUGCUUCUCCACCUGCGGAAAGUACAGAAACAGAUCUCAGUGCCAGUGAAAUGCAAUCUAGUGUCAGUGCCUAUUGAAUGGAAGAUGGCAGCAAGAGAGUGAGAGGCGACAAUGUGGUACCAAAAUAUUAACUAUCUUAGCUCAUUGUCUUCCUUCUGCUCCUCCAGCUGCAUUUGUCUUGAAACCUUGUGAAACCAGUGUUUGCAGACACAAAGCAACAAGUAGACAUCGUUGUUCGUAGUUCUCUGUAGUGAGAUGAGUUGUUUGAUGAGUAUCGGCUUUAUAACACUAUGAAUCAAUGACUGUUGCCCAUUUAAUUCAUAAUUCUCUGAUAUGCUGAAUGGAGGUCUUUGCCUUCCCCUUUCAAAUGGGGAUUGUUAAAAUGGGUGGAAUCAUAUAUGAGCAGAUAGUAUCAAAAGUUCCUUGUUC